Diospyros lotus (date-plum) is the source of this 2236-nucleotide messenger RNA. RefSeq names its product mitogen-activated protein kinase kinase 3. NCBI's taxonomy places the organism in Eukaryota, Viridiplantae, Streptophyta, Magnoliopsida, Ericales, Ebenaceae. Gene Ontology annotation, molecular function: ATP binding; MAP kinase kinase activity. Gene Ontology annotation, biological process: MAPK cascade; protein phosphorylation. The coding region runs from base 494 to 2050 and encodes 518 amino acids. The transcript is spliced from 10 exons. The record is from RefSeq and is a predicted model, not a curated record.
ACUGUCUCGUCUGUUGAUCUUUCAGUUGUCCCUUUAUCGUUCUGUGUAGAUUGUCCUUAAAGAAGAUAGCUGUGUUGUUUAGAUUCCUUCGCCGUCCGGUUUUCUGUAGCUUUAAUCCAUAUUAGGGUUUUUCAUCGAUUUCACGGUAUAAUUAUUGGUGCUUAUUCCAACUGUCUGGUUCUCUCCGAGUCUGAGAUGUGUAACUGCAGUUAAAAAUUCGUCGUGCUGAAUUUUACUGUAAUUGAGAUGUAAUUGAUCGAGAGUUCUCCAACUGAAGUUUUCUUCGAUUGCCACUUCUGUGAAUUGGGUGAAUAGUGCUGUACGUCUAGUCAUAAUUAACAAUUUGGGAGAGGUAUCUUCAUUUAUGUCACUGUUGCCCCUAUUAUUGGAAGGGUAAUCAGGCGGUGGUUGAUUGUAUAAUAUAGAGCUGUCAAGACCCUGUUGCUUAUUCUUGUUUCCGUUUUAUGAGGAGGAAUUUGUUUAAUAACCUAUCAUGGCUGGUCUGGAAGAACUGAAAAAGAAGCUCACACCAUUAUUCGAUGCUGAAAAGGGUUUCUCAUCUGGCUCGACCUUGGACCCUUGUGAUUCUUAUAUGCUGUCAGAUGGUGGCACUGUGAACUUAUUGAGCAGAUCAUAUGGAGUAUACAACAUCAAUGAGCUCGGGCUGCAAAAGUGCUCAUCCUGGGCAGAAGAUGACUUCGACCACACUGAAAGGACGUAUAGGUGUGCCUCCCAUGAGAUGAGAAUAUUUGGAGCCAUAGGUUGUGGUGCCAGCAGUGUUGUUCAGAGAGCUAUUCAUAUACCCACUCAUCGAAUUCUUGCUCUGAAGAAGAUUAAUAUUUUUGAAAAGGAGAAAAGGCAACAACUUCUCACUGAGAUCCGAACAUUGUGCGAGGCACCUUGCUAUCAGGGUCUUGUGGAAUUCCAGGGGGCAUUUUAUACCCCUGAUUCUGGGCAAAUAAGCAUAGCACUGGAGUACAUGGAUGGGGGAUCAUUGGCGGAUAUUAUACAAGUGCGUAAAUGUAUACCGGAACCAGUCCUUUCAUCCAUGGUUAAAAAUCUCUUGCAUGGAUUAACUUACUUGCAUGGAGCUAGACAUCUAGUUCACAGAGACAUAAAACCUGCAAAUUUGCUUAUAAAUCUCAAAGGGGAGCCAAAGAUAACAGAUUUUGGUAUAAGCGCUGGCUUAGAGAAUUCCAUGGCAAUGUGUGCUACUUUUGUUGGAACUGUCACAUAUAUGUCACCUGAGCGAAUUCGAAAUGAGAACUAUUCUUACCCAGCUGAUAUUUGGAGCCUGGGGCUUGCGCUCUUUGAGUGUGGUACUGGGGAAUUCCCAUAUACUGCUAAUGAAGGACCGGUUAAUCUUAUGUUGCAAAUCCUAGAUGACCCAUCGCCAUCACCACCAGAGCACAAUUUUUCACCUGAGUUUUGUUCUUUUAUUGAUGCUUGCCUACAAAAGGAUCCAGAUGCCAGGCCAACAGCAGAACAGCUGCUUUCACACCCAUUCAUCACAAAGUAUGAGGAUGCUGGGGUGGACUUGGGAGCAUUUGUCCGAAGUGUUUUUAAUCCAACGCAGAAGUUGAAGGAUUUGGCUGACAUGCUGACGAUACACUAUUAUUUACUUUUUGAUGGACCUGAUGAACUCUGGCUUCACACAAAGACAUUUUACAGCGAAGACUCAGUUUUCAGUUUCUCAGGCAAAGAAUAUGUUGGCCCAAGUGAUGUCUUUGGCUCUUUGUCAAGCAUCCGGAGUACAUUAGUAGGCGACUGGCCUCCAGAAAAGCUUGUUCAUGUCGUGGAAAAACUUAUAUGCCGCGCUCAUGGCCAGGAUGGAGUUGCAAUUCGUGUAUCAGGAUCAUUUAUCAUUGGCAAUCAGUUUUUAAUAUGCGGAGAUGGUGUACAAGCAGAGGGCUUGCCAAAUUUUAAAGAUCUUUCAAUUGACAUGUCUACCAGAAGAAUGGGUACAUUUCGGGAGCAGUUUGUCAUGGAACCAAAAAAUACCAUUGGUCGUUAUGUAAUAGCUAAACAAGAGCUUUAUAUCAUCCAGUAGAAAAUCUUACUACCUUCUCUCAGCAAGGUGAGCAAAUUUCAUUCUCUUCUUGAGAUCUUUACUUCAUUUAGUCAAACCUUGUUUCCUAGGAUUAGUCUGAAUAGUUGGCAGAGGAUGUAACCUGUUCUGACAUAUUGAUGCUAUCUUUCUCAAGCAAUCUAUUUCCCAAACAAUUCCUGCAAAUGG